Ananas comosus (pineapple) is the source of this 3095-nucleotide messenger RNA. RefSeq names its product calmodulin-binding transcription activator 4-like. Gene Ontology annotation, biological process: regulation of transcription by RNA polymerase II. Gene Ontology annotation, cellular component: nucleus. Gene Ontology annotation, molecular function: double-stranded DNA binding; transcription coregulator activity; protein binding. Lineage: Eukaryota; Viridiplantae; Streptophyta; Magnoliopsida; Poales; Bromeliaceae. The record is from RefSeq and is a predicted model, not a curated record. The transcript has 11 exons. Bases 200 to 2776 code for a protein of 858 amino acids.
UUCUUCUUCCAUCAGCGUUAGUACUCCAUUGCUCGACUCCACCCUACCUCGCCUCCUUAUUUAAUCCUCGGAUUUGCUCGAUUUCUCCAGGGUUUUGGUUCGGUACGAAGCUUAAUCUCUUCUCCUCCCCCUUUUUGGUGUUGUUUUCAUCUCUGGGUGGUGCUUCCAUUGAGCUUUGAUUCCUUUGUGAUUGAGAAGGAUGCUACAAGGUUUAGAUGCGGAUAAGUUGCACCAAGAAGCGAAAACACGGUGGUUGAAGCCGAUAGAAGUUCUAACAAUCUUGCAAAAUCAUGAGGGUUUCAAAAUCACGGAUAAGAACCCCGACAGGCCACCAAGUGGCUCUUUGUUCCUUUUCAACCGUAGAGUACUUCGUAAUUUUCGAAUGGACGGCCAUUCGUGGAGGAGAAAGGGAAACGGGAAAACAAUUGCAGAAGCGCAUGAGCGCCUUAAGAUUGCUAAUAAUGAUGUGUUGAAUUGUUACUAUGCUCGUGGAGAGGAAAACUCAUCAUUUCAGAGGCGCUCCUACUGGAUGCUAGAUCCGGCUUACAGUCACAUUGUUCUUGUCCAUUAUAGAGAAGUUGAGGGAGAAAAUAUUCCAGGACUGGUUUUCAACCUCUCAAAUGAAUCUUUUUCAAAUUCCAACCAGGAUACUAGUAGAGCUCAAGUACACAAUUUCCCUCGAACUAGUGAAUUAACUGAACUAUAUCAAAAUUCAGGCAGUAAUGGAACUGCGGAAGAAGUUAAUUCUCAUUUAAUCAUGGAAAGUUUUGAGACAAGUAACACAUUUGAUUGGUCAGAGACUUUUGAUCUGCCAUUUCUGCCGGAAGUCGAUGAAUCAAUUCAAAAUUCUCGUCUUCAAUGGAGUUCGGAUAAUGAGAUUAAUUAUGAUUAUAAAGACUUUGUUGGUCAAAUGCCUUCAUAUGACAUUGAAAACAAGAACCAACAAGAUCUAGGGCUUUCUGAUUUUGAAAUAAAGGAAUCAUCGGAAGAAACCUUUAAAGAUAGGUUCAAUGAAAUGAGACACAAAAAGAACGGUCAUGCUGAAGAAGCUAUAAUUGAUAUUGAUUCAGGUCUGUUGAUGGAGCUGAAUCAAUUGGAAAGUACCUUAAGAACCUGUUCUAGUUUUGAAAUGCCACAAAAGCAGUGGUUUCACAUUCGUGAGGUUUCUCCAGAAUGCGCAUUUUCUUCUGAAAGAACAAAGGUUAUUAUUAUAGGAGACUUCCUAUGGAAACCCCCUGAAUCUAAAUGGGCGGUAUCAUUUGGUGACGUUGAAGUUCCUCUGGAAAUUAUUCAACAAGGUGUCAUCCGCUGCCACGCUCCACAACAUAUUAUUGGAAAGGUGAAUUUAUUUAUUACAAAUGGCAAUGGAGAGCAGUGUAGUGAAGGACGGGAGCUAGUAUUCCUCAGUAAGCCAGGUAUGUAUAGUUCGAGCAGCACUUACACUCAAGAAGUAGAAGUCAAAAGUAGAGAGGAACAGCUGCUGCUUCUCAAAUUGGUGAAGCUCCUUUUUGGUGAAAACAUUGGUGCACUUACUUCUAGACAUGAUAACAACUCUGAAUUUGAUCCUGUGAGAAAUUUGACCGAUAUAAAAGAUCAGUCGACUUCAGAGAAUACAAUGGAUUCAGUUGUUCAAGAGCUACUAAAGGACAAGUUUGAGCAAUGGCUACGAUCUAAAAAGAUUAAGGAAAAUAGUGAACAAGAUUGUUUGCUGUCCAAGCAAGAUCAGUGCAUUAUACACAUGAUUUCUGGGUUGGGAUAUGCGUGGGCCUUGAAACCGAUUCUUAAUUCUGGUGUGAGCAUAAACUAUCGUGACACACUUGGAUGGACAGCCCUUCAUUGGGCUGCACAUUUUGGGAGGGAAAAAAUGGUUGCUGCUCUUCUAGCAGCUGGUGCUUCAGCCGGAGCAGUUUCACAUUCUACGUCACAAGACCCUGUCGGAAAGACUCCAGCUUCAAUAGCUUCUUCCAACAGUCACAAAGGGCUCGCUGGGUAUCUCUCAGAAGCCGAAUUAACAAGCCAUUUAUAUACUCUCGCAACAAGAGAGAGUGAGAUCUCUAAAUGUUCAGAUAUAGCUGUAGAUACAAUAUCCCAGAGAAGUGCUUAUUUGUAUGGUGGCUCCGAGGAUCAGCUUUCACUUAAAGACUCCCUAGAAGCAGUUAGGAAUGCAACUCAAGCUGCAGCUCGAAUUCAAGCUGCUUUCCGAGCAUAUUCUUUUAGAAAGAGGCUACGACGUGCUUCUCUAAGUAGAGAUGAAUUUGGGAUCUCUCUCGAAGAUAUACAUGAAAUUUCGCAUGCAACAAAGUCGUUCAGGGCGUAUCAUGGAGAUCCUAAAUUUGAGAAAGCUGCUCUUUCUAUUCAGACGAACUACAGGUGUUGGAAAGGACGAAAAGAAUUCCUAACUACACGUAAACAUGUGGUGAAGAUACAGGCUCACGUAAGAGGUCGUCAAGCAAGGAAGCACUACAAGGAGUUUCUGUCGACGGUUAGUAUAUUAGAAAAGGUCGUACUAAGGUGGCACCGUAGAGGAGUCGGCUUGCGAGUGUUUCAUGGACAACUGGAGCCAAUGGAUAAAGAGGAUGAAGACGAUAUUCUCAAGGCUUUUCGGAAACAGAAAGUGGAUGCAAGUCAUGAUAAAGCCAUCUCGAGGGUUAUCUCUAUGGUAAAAUCUCCUGAGGCACGGCAGCAAUACAGGCGGAUGCUUGAAAGGUACCAACAAGCAAAGGACGAUCUGGCUGAUUACAAAGAUCAAGGGUCGGACAAUCAUGAGGCUAAAUAGCAAUGAAAGUGCAUUUCAUAUUGCAAAGAUUUCUACUUUCCUUUUGUCAACUAUAAUCGCCAAUGUGCGAUUCUGCGUGGAUCUAGUAGUUAUUAGUAAGAUAAUAAUCUGAAGCAUCUUCUCGAUUGCUGAUAGGCUACUGAACCCAGUGUUUACAUUGCUUUUCUUUUGUACAUGGCUCAGAGCUUUUCUUUUGUACAUAGCUCAACCGUAAAUAGUAUUGCGGACCCAGUGUUUACAUUGCGUUUCUUUUGUACAUGGCUCGACUGUAAAUAGUAUUGUGCACGCCAAACUAAAAAGUGAGAUAAUUUCCUGUUUA